Messenger RNA from Fraxinus pennsylvanica, 1053 nucleotides. Lineage: Eukaryota; Viridiplantae; Streptophyta; Magnoliopsida; Lamiales; Oleaceae. The record is from the annotation of a GenBank genome assembly.
AUGAAGAAACAGAAAAACAACAAAGCAACAGAUUUGGAGGAUAACUUCAGCAGCCUGCCAGACCGUUUACUCGUUUCCAUAUUCACUAAGUUGGCCAACUUAAAAUUUUUGUGCCGAUGCUCAAUUGUAUGCAAACGCUUUGCUUCUACAAUGUCUUGGAUUCAAAGUGUUUCUUUGAUUCUUCCUAGCAGUGAAGCUUUCUCCCUCGAGUCUACUCGAAACGAGUGUGAACUUUUUCAAAAGAUACUUUGCAUCAGAAGUGAAGAAAUCCCUGGAUAUAUUCGGUCUAAAUCGCUUGAAAAGCUGAACUUCAUCAUAUUCCUUCAGAAAUUCAAGAAACUCGAAUCCAUUUACCUGGAGUUUACAUAUCCCCAAAAAAUUGCUAAUUCCCCUUUUCUUUUGUGGAAGGCAAGAUGCGGAAGUGGCCGAGCUGAAAUUGAGAGCCUAGUUUGUCUUGUACCUGGUUCGGUACAUAAGAUGACUGAACAUCAACCUGAUGAAAAACAAGAAAACCAAGUGUAUACUUCCGAGGAUUCUCAGUUCCACAACUGUUUAGGAUUGUGCUGGAGUUGCACAGAAUGUAUACAUCUACUUUGCAUACUCAUCAAAUGCCUUCACUCACUCAAGUGUGUGACAGUUACAAAUUUUGAAAAGCAGGGGAAAUUGGUUCUGAAAGAAGAACAGCUUGUUAUGUGGAGAAAUAGCUUGCACAUAGGAAAUCGCUUUGACUGUGAAUUACCACUUUAUCUAAUGACUGCUUCCUUGAAAGUGUUGAAUUUGCCAUUGUCGGGAUACCGAAUGAAGAGGGUGUUUCUAGUGAUCAUCAAGUUUUUAGAACUAGCACGAGAGGAUUAUGAUGAUGACGAUGAUGAUUAUGAUGGGGGUUUAGAGGAUCUUGAAGAUUGGGAUAUUGCAGAAGAUAUUAAGACAUGGGAUUUUGAAGAGGAAGAGAAACUUCUUGGUGAAGCACUGCAAGAGAUCGCAGCGAAGCAUUGCAAACAGUUCUAUGUUGACCAUAUGCGAUUGAGAUCAGGAUCAGAUUCAUCGGACUAG